UUCACAAGCCUCCUAUGGUUAUGGAUGCUCAAACUCUUAAACCAACUAUUUCCCUACUCUGUACUUAUAUAUAGAUGUAAGGAAAACCGUAGCUAACCUAAAUGGGUAUAGUGGAGGCGGCAUUGAGCAAUUUUGGGACUCACAACUGCAUUAGCUGCUCUGCCCAAAACAUGGUGUUUAUUAUAGAAUUCAUUUCAUCUGGCCUUCACAGUCGUCCACAAAUUUAGACCAUGCUGCUCCCUCUAUAAGGAGCUCGCUUAGGUGACAUUGUAGUGCUUAUGCUUGUUCUUGGACUACGAGAGAGGGGUAUGGAAGCAGGUCUCACAGGUUCUCCAAACUAACCCUUUAAAGGACAGAAGAAAUUUAGGACUAUCAAACUACAGUAUAAAUAGGCAGAGCUGAAAGUUUUGUGAAGGUGAUUGAGAUUUCAGAGAGUGGGAUUAUGGAAGGAAACUUUGAUCAGGGUGCAGACGUAACCUUGAAAUCUCCUAUUAGGAAGCGAGGUCGCCCGUGCAAGGCUGACAUUGUUCUUGUACCCAAAGAAGUUGCAGUUCUUGGUGUUCCUUCCAUGUCUGACAGUAAACCCCUAAAGGCAGGGCAUAAGGAGACUGGUAUUUCACAGUCCAGUUUGGGGAGCAAUUCUCUAAUUGGACAAACUGUCCAAGGAGUACUUGACGGAUCAUUUGAUGCAGGAUAUCUUAUUACUGUGAGGAUUGGGGAAUCUGAUACAAUUUUCAGAGGAGUGGUGUUUGGACCUGGCCUAUCAAUACCACCAUCAAAACUGAAUGAUGCGGCCUCAAAUGUAAAACAAAUUAAGAGAGACAAAAAUAGUGUAGCCUCAAAUGUGAAAAAAGCAAAGAAAGACAAGAAACAAACACCAGUAGCACCAGCCCCGGUAACCUUGUUGGAAGUAUACAAACCAGCUCCUACCAUUGAAAGCACUACCGCAUCAACUGUCAUGACAGACAUGGAAGUGGAAUUGAAGAACAGACUUGAAGUUCUUCCCCAGCAGAAUGACUGUUUGGGUCUGAGGUCUGUUCCUGAGGUUUCAAAUGCUGUUGAUGAGGAUUUUAAAUUUGAAAUUUGUGAUCCCGUGGAGGCAAUUAAGGCUUGUUUAAGGAACCAAUGUGAACCUAUACAAGAUGAUGCCCACAUCCGUGUAAAAGCUGAAUAGAAGAGCUUCUGUACAACCAAAAACAUGGAUGUCAACGUUUUGGCCACUAUGGGAGUACUCAACGCUGCGAUUUAAAAGUCUUGGACAAAAGUAAUGUAACAAUUCCUGCUUGUAAUGCCCGUUCUGCCUGCAAUUAGAAUGCCAAUCAAAAUUUUGCUCGAUGUAAUUUGACUUUUGGGGAGAAAGAAAUACCUCCGAAAAAUCAUAUGAAAUUUAAAAAGAUAUUAUCUCAUAGUCAUGAAAAAUGUAUUUAGCUAAUGGAGGGUACUGUAAUUUCUGGUUUGUGAUGAAAUUUCACAGAAUUUGGGUUUUUCAGAGUUGUUAAGCACGUUCAUGCCAGCAUGGGAAGAACCACAGUCAAGAAAAAUGUAUUGAGUUAAUGGAUAUCACUGAACUUUCUGCCUUCGAUGAUAUUCAUAGAAUUUUGUUUUCCCAACUAUAUGCAUUUCAUCUUAGAAAGAGCCACAAAUAGCUCAUUAUUCAUAUGAACUUUACCAAGAUAUUAAUUGAAGCCAUGAAAAGUAUUUAGCUAA
Messenger RNA from Cryptomeria japonica (Japanese cedar), 1707 nucleotides. RefSeq names its product protein METABOLIC NETWORK MODULATOR 1. Lineage: Eukaryota; Viridiplantae; Streptophyta; Pinopsida; Cupressales; Cupressaceae. The transcript is spliced from 3 exons. The record is from RefSeq and is a predicted model, not a curated record. Bases 443 to 1174 code for a protein of 243 amino acids.